GCACUAUUAGAAACAGUGCUAGGAGUUUGUGAUAUGUCUGUGUACCAGCAAGUGUCAAAUUCAGAGAAAUGGAACUCUGUUACCUGGAGAUACCUUAAAAAGGUCCCGGAAAAUUCGACAUUACGAUGUGGAGGACAAUGUCUAAGGAUGGGGAAUGACUGCAAGGCGUUUGCCAUCUACAGUCACAAUUACGAUUACUGUGUUCUUCUCGGUGGAUUUGCCCAACUGAAUCACACGGUGUGGAUGAACCCCUAUGGAGGCUGGAGUGUUUACCACGAACUGAAUGAGAGGCUGGAAAUGCCUGUGUUCCGGGUAUCGGCUGGUAACGGUGUAUCCGUGUACAACUCUUGGCUAACGGGGGCACCCUCAAGCCUCAGUGAGACGAGCAUCUCACGGGACCUAGAUCUCAGCUCACCCCUCAGUGACUUCUACAAACACCCGCUCGUCGACGACUGGAAGAACUGGGGCAUCACAGAGGUCAUCUUUUCGCUGUACACAAACAGUCACGAGGUUGUCCGUCUGCGCUUCAGUGGUUCAGGGACAAGCAAGACCUCCUGGUUCUCCCUCAGCAACCUUCUCUCUUCACCGUGGACAGAUCUGGAUGUUAACGCUGAAGUCAACUACUUUACCAUAUCUCUCGAAAAUUAUAAAGACCACUAUAGGAAGUUUUAUAUCAACUCACAUUUUGGUGGAUGCCACGUGGACGAAGGAUGGUUGUUGGUGCUGGACGGGUCAGACGUCUGUAGCUGGACCUUUAAGACAGCUUAUCCCACUUUUCAUUAUGCUCUUGGUAGUCAGAUGGGUCGGUGGGCUGAUGCAAACCAGAUUGGAAGUGCGGACGACCUUGUGAUAUCUGUUCUUAUUCAGAUGUGAAAGAUAUGCAUCUUCAAUAGACUCAAUAACAACAUAUGCAGCAUCAUCGACUAUGAUGACUUUAUUGAUUUAGAAUCCUUUGACUUUAGAAUGAUUGUAUAGGAUUUCAUGAUCGCAGUGAUGUCCAAUGCAAUUUUAGCAUAUGCAUUUUUCUUGAUUGUUUGAUUUCUUGGUUUGUUAUCAAUGUCCUAUCAAAAAAAUCCCACACCUAUUUGGAAGCAGUCAGGUUAAUCGAUAUUUGGCAUGCUAUUGACGAACUUUCCCACAUGUAACGUACAGAUAGGCACACCUCAAUGCUGGAAGACAAGUGACCUUCAAAGAACUUAGACUGUGCAAAUGGUCACACGAGCUGGCGUCGUCGUCUGCUGAUUGGUCACCAAGGUCACAAAAGCUAGCAUGGUCGUCUGCAGAUUGUCGGCAACGUCACACAGGUAUUGAGAACGGGGCAUCUAAAUUCAGACAAGCACAGCAAGUAUGGACCUAGAAACAGCAGAAACAAUAAUCUUGCACCAGAGAAGGAAGCCUAACAGUCAACUGUGAAUCUCAUUGUGAAUCUCACUGAAUCACGGUGAGUCGUAAUCUGAAAGCCGCCAUGUUUAUUUCUGUGGGCACAGAUAAGAGAGAGUGUCUUGAUAACGUGUUGUAUACCUGUCUUGAUCAGUACAUGCUAUUGCUGACUUUAACAACUGUUUAAACUUUAUGAAAAAAAAACUAAAAUUGUGUAUCAGGAAUAUAGCCAGUGCAAUUUUAGACCAAAAGUGUUACUGACGAAUCCACCUGUUCAUAAAAUGUAUUAUUUAUUAAAUAAAUCUAUGCUCUAUAUAAUUUGAAAUUUCAUUUCAAAAAAUAUUUUGAAGUGAGAUUCGCGGUUGCUUUUAUGCACGUCACAGAGAACUUUUAACAGCGUGAACAUGUUUUGAUGUUAGUGUUUAUUAAAUUUGAUGACAACACCUUAUACCUGUGCAUAACGUCUAAUAGAAAUUGCGUUCAACAC
This is a messenger RNA of Liolophura sinensis, 1867 nucleotides long. RefSeq lists its product as uncharacterized. The coding region runs from base 34 to 873 and encodes 279 amino acids. The transcript has 5 exons. The record is from RefSeq and is a predicted model, not a curated record. Lineage: Eukaryota; Metazoa; Mollusca; Polyplacophora; Chitonida; Chitonidae.